Pleurotus ostreatus (oyster mushroom) is the source of this 711-nucleotide messenger RNA. RefSeq lists its product as uncharacterized. Gene Ontology annotation, molecular function: fatty acyl-CoA hydrolase activity. The transcript is spliced from 6 exons. Lineage: Eukaryota; Fungi; Basidiomycota; Agaricomycetes; Agaricales; Pleurotaceae. The record is from RefSeq and is a predicted model, not a curated record. The coding region runs from base 1 to 711 and encodes 236 amino acids.
AUGGCCAGUCUCCGAACGCGGUCGUUGUUGAAGGCGUCCUGCUCGUUCUUUCGAUGGACCCGUCAUAAUUCCACGAUCAGCGCACUUCAGGCUGCUUUCCGCGACCCAUCGUCGCCAUUCCACAUCGCUCCAGGAACACAGGGCCCUGCCUCGCCGGACGAGCCCCCUUCUUCGGCGCAGUAUUCGACUUCGACUACUUCGACGAAGCACGAGGUCUCUCCCGCUGAAGCAGGCCGUCGGCUAUUGACGGAUCACGGACACGACCCAGAGUCGUUUUGGGAGCAGACAGUGCAAUGGGGUGAACACGAUUCUUUCCAACAUGUCAACAAUGUCAACUAUCUUCGAUACCUGGAAUCUGGACGCAUUCACUGGAUGCUGGCUUUGGGGCGUGAGAUAGGCGGUCCUCAGAAAGCGAAAGACAUGAUGAGUGGCAAGGGCGUCUCUUUGAUCUUGAAGUCCGUGUCCCUCAACUACAAGCGGCCCGUGACAUAUCCGGACACACUUCUGAUAGGACAUAAACCGCACGUCGUACGCGAGGGCGACAAUACUCAGUUCGGGUGCAAAGCGAUAAUAUAUUCGUACGCCCAACAGAAAGUCGUCACCACAUCAGACUCGACGCUCGUUUGGUAUGACUACGACCGUCUAUGCAAGACUGAGCCAGAUGGACGAAUACUGGACGUGCUGCAACGGAGAAUGAGGCUUGAAGUAUGA